Molecule: messenger RNA, 2199 nt
Organism: Labrus mixtus (cuckoo wrasse)
Lineage: Eukaryota; Metazoa; Chordata; Actinopteri; Labriformes; Labridae
Gene: c1qtnf4
Product: C1q and TNF related 4
Exons: 3
Coding region: 143-1318 (391 amino acids)
Molecular function (GO): protein binding
Source: RefSeq, a predicted model, not a curated record
GUAAAGAGGGAGGGGAGGAGGGGGAGUAAAGGGAACAGAGAGUAAAGAGGGAGGAGAGGUUUAUUCAGAGACAGAAGUUUGAGAUCUACGUUUCACACACACAGCCGGGAGAGAAGAUAUCACUCACAGACAAACAGAUACAAUGCUGCUCCAAGCGAGCGUGCUGAUUGGCCUGCUGUGCCUGAGCCAUACGGGCGGUGUCUUGGGUUUCGCCCGUCUGCAGGAUGAAGUGGAGCUGCGUUCGGCGUUCUCCGUCGCUCGCACCAACAGCAUGGAGGGCGGGCCCAAGAUGACAGUGACCUUUGACGCUGUGUAUGUCAACAUCGGUGGGGAUUUUGACCCCAAAGCUGGCAUGCUGCGCUGUCGUAUCCCCGGGGCCUACUACUUCUCCUUCACUGUGGGAAAGUUUCCACACAAAGACCUGUCAGUGAUGCUGAUGAAGAACAGGAACGAGGUGCAGGCCAUCGUGUACGAGGAAAACGCCGGAGAGGAGAGGAAGGUGCAGAGUCAGAGCGUGAUGCUGCAGCUCGACUUCGGCGACACCGUCUGGCUCCGCCUCCACGGUGACCCUCGCUACGCGCUCUACAGCAACACCGGACACUACACCACCUUCAACGGCUACCUCAUCUACCCUGAUACCUACGGCUACCAGACACACCACCACCAGCGACCUCCUGCCUCCAACUCCCAGCAGCCCCUGCAUGAGAACAACCCCCUGUCAGACGAUAACCAGGGCACAGAGCAUGACGUGUCUGCAACAAGAGGCACGCAGGAGGAGAGGGUGCAACAUACUGAGGAAGAGGAGGAUGAGGAUGAUGAGGAGGAGGAUGACCAGAGGUCUGCUUUCUCUGUUGGACGCACCCAAAGCAUUGUGGGAGUCAACCAGGUGGGCCUGCCGCAGCACCAGCCAGUCAGCUUCGACACCGCCUUUGUCAACAUCGGAGAGGACUUCAACGUGACCGAGGGUUUGUUCACCUGCCGCGUGCCCGGCGCCUACUACUUCUCCUUCAACGUGGGCAAGCUGCCGCAGAAGACGCUGUCCGUGAAGCUGAUGAAGAACCACCUGGAGGUGCAGGCGAUGAUCUACGACGACAGCGUGGGGGAGAAAGCUCUGCAGAGUCAGAGCCUGAUGCUGUCGCUGAAACCCGGAGACACGGUCUGGCUCUACUCGCACCAGAGAGACGGCUUCGGGGCCUACAGCAACCACGCCAAGUACAUCACCUUCACCGGCUUCCUGGUCUACCCAGACUUCCCCACAACCACAACCACCACCUCCACCAACACGGCCACCGGCAGCCAGUCAGAAAAGAAACCCUAGCUGCAGCACACAAUGAUACAGACUGAACAUUGUCAGAGGAAUUCAUGCAAAGUGGGAAAAGUCUCAGAGUCCAGAAAAGUGGCUGGGCAGAUUAUGAACUGUGUGUAAACACUCAUCAUGAAUGUUUUCUGUGAAGCUUCCUCUUCAUAUGAAUUCCUUUGCAAAGUCACAGAGACCUUGAACCUUGAGAGCAGAGCUUAAAUGAAAAUCUCUUCAUUUCCCAGGUAAUGGUUUCCCAGGAAAUAACUUCAUCACACUCAAAUGUGGACCCUGAAGGACCGCAAUCGUGAACUCUGAAAUGAAAAUUCAGUCCUUACCUGCUCUCCUCUGUGUCAGCGUAACUCUCAAUUAAGUGGGAAUGACCACCGCCGGAAAUGAUUCCAUCUAUUUUACAGCUCAAAGACUCCUCUCUGCCCAGUUUCAGUGCACCGUGAUUUAAGUGGACACGCAUCUUUUCAUCCUCUGAUGGAAGGAUGACGGAUCCAAAACUUACAGCCAACAACUCCCCUUUAAAGUGAAAACAAAGACUCAAUCCAGUCUAAUUAUCAGCCCUAAGAACAAAUUGAAUGCUGUUUUAUUGAACAGUAAGCCAGGAUUGUUAAAUUGGAGCCGUCUUGGCCCCAUUUUUGAGACGUUGUGGGGAAAGUUUCUAAGUGGGACAAAAAGUUUUGGAGUUGCUCCAGUAGAUUGCUUCAGCUGGUGAUUGCAAGACGUUCUGUUAUGACUACAAAAUAAUCCUCAGAGCAAAUUGGCCUGAUCGGCACGGCUGUGGCUCAGUUGGCAAAGUCGGUCAUCUCAACCAAAUGGUUUGGGGUUCAAUCCCCAGCUCCUGCAGCUACAUGUCCGAUGUGUCCUUGGGCAAGACACUUAACCCUGAAUUG